Molecule: messenger RNA, 519 nt
Organism: Capronia epimyces CBS 606.96
Lineage: Eukaryota; Fungi; Ascomycota; Eurotiomycetes; Chaetothyriales; Herpotrichiellaceae
Exons: 1
Coding region: 1-519 (172 amino acids)
Biological process (GO): endoplasmic reticulum to Golgi vesicle-mediated transport
Cellular component (GO): TRAPP complex; nucleus; cytoplasm
Source: RefSeq, a predicted model, not a curated record
AUGUCCUAUUACUUUGUCAUCAUUUCGCCGGCGGACACUCCACUCUUCGAACUGACCUUUGGCACUUCCAAAGCUGGAGGAGAUGGUGUUCCGAGGUUUCGCAAUGGAGAGACAGCUCGGUAUAUGAACCAAUUCAUUGUGCAUGCAGCUCUGGACGUUGUGGAGGAGGUUCAAUGGUUGAGCCCGAACAUGUGGCUGAAAGUCAUUGACAAUUACGCGCCGACAAAUUCACACAUAAGCUGCUUCCUCACUGGCACCAAUGUCCGCUUCAUGCUCCUCCAUCAGCCAUCGGCCAUUACGACUGCCUCCGCCGGUAGUCGCUCGUCCACCAUAUCGUCUACGUCCAUUCCACAAAACCCCACGAGCCCACAAACCGAAGAAGCUAUUCGCCAGUUCAUGAAUGAAGUUUUCGAACUGUGGGUGAAAACCUUGAUGAACCCCUUUUACACCAUCGGCAAGCCGAUCAAAAGCCCGGUCUUUCGACAACGCGUGGUUGGCGCUGGCCGAAAAUGGCUGUAG